Molecule: messenger RNA, 4574 nt
Organism: Orycteropus afer afer
Lineage: Eukaryota; Metazoa; Chordata; Mammalia; Tubulidentata; Orycteropodidae
Source: RefSeq, a predicted model, not a curated record
UGAAGGAUCUGGUUCUGUUGCUGCUGCGGGCUAAGCGGGAAAGACACUACACAUUGCGCAGCCGGGACCAUCGCCGGAGCCUGAGGACACUUCUCUGUCGUCACAUUUUACAUGUGGCACCCAUAAAAGAUGAGACUGAGAACACGGAAAGCUUCUCAACAAUCAAAUCAAAUCCACACGCAACGUGCUGCCAGAGCAAAGAGGAAAUACUCAGAGGUUGAGGAUAGCCUGCCUUCAGGAGGAGAAAAACCACCGAAGAAUGAAACCGGCUUGUUGUCUUCGAUUAAAAAAUUCAUUAAAGGAAGCACACCUAAGGAAGAGAGAGAAAAUCCCUCGAAACGGAGUAGAAUUGAACGUGAUAUAGAUAAUAAUUUGAUCACAUCAACACCAAGAACAGGAGAAAAACCUAACAAACAGAUAUCUCGAGUAAGACGGAAAAGUCAAGUAAAUGGAGAAGCUGGUGGUUAUGAAAUGACAAAUCAACAUGUAAAACAAAAUGGAAAAUUAGAAGAUAAUCCUUCCUCUGGCAGUCCUCCACGGACUACACUGUUGGGGACCAUAUUUUCUCCUGUAUUUAACUUUUUUUCACCAGCAAAUAAAAAUGGAACAUCAGGAUCAGAUUCCCCAGGACAGGCUGUGGAAGCUGAAGAGAUAGUAAAACAACUUGAUAUGGAACAGGUGGAUGAGAUCACUACCAGUACUACUACAUCAACUAAUGGAGCAGCUUACUCAAAUCAAGCAGUUCAAGUGAGGCCAUCAAUAAAUAAUGGUUUAGAAGAAGCAGAAGAAACAGUUAAUCGUGAUAUCCCACCCCUUACAGCACCAGUAACUCCAGAUAGUGGUUAUUCAUCAGCCCAUGCAGAGGCCACCUAUGAAGAAGACUGGGAAGUAUUUGACCCGUAUUAUUUCAUCAAGCAUGUUCCACCAUUAACAGAAGAACAACUAAAUAGGAAACCUGCUCUUCCAUUGAAAACAAGAAGCACACCAGAAUUCUCCCUAGUUUUAGACCUGGAUGAAACACUAGUGCACUGUAGUCUAAAUGAGCUAGAAGAUGCAGCACUUACUUUUCCAGUCCUUUUCCAAGAUGUCAUUUAUCAGGUUUAUGUGAGAUUAAGACCAUUCUUCAGGGAAUUCCUGGAACGAAUGUCUCAGAUGUAUGAGAUCAUUCUUUUUACUGCUUCUAAGAAGGUGUAUGCAGACAAGUUACUGAACAUACUAGACCCUAAAAAGCAACUGGUCAGGCAUCGACUUUUCCGUGAACAUUGUGUUUGUGUACAAGGAAACUAUAUCAAGGACUUAAAUAUCCUUGGAAGAGAUCUUUCAAAAACUAUAAUAAUUGACAACUCACCACAAGCCUUUGCAUAUCAGCUUUCUAAUGGAAUCCCUAUAGAGAGCUGGUUUAUGGAUAAAAAUGACAAUGAACUCCUAAAAUUGAUUCCAUUUCUGGAGAAGCUUGUAGAACUGAACGAAGAUGUCCGACCUCACAUCAGAGACAGAUUUCGCUUGCAUGAUUUGCUGCCCCCAGAUUAAAUACAAAGACUUGUCAGAUCACUGAAGGGGGAGAGAAUGCAGGACCCUUUUGGACUAAGACAAAAAACAUUGCCAUUACUGUUGAAAUUUUGCAUUUUUGUACCCCGUCUUGCUUUUCUUAUCUUUGGUGCCCAAUAAUAAUCAAGGGUUACAGAGAGAGACUUUAUCUAUCUCAGAUUGAAUACAUACAGUAGGUAGGCUAAAACAGAAGAGUCUUUAGAACUAGUGCAACUCCAGUGAAAUUUUUUUAUGUACAGGACAUCUGCAGUUUAUAAAGAAUUCUGUUUCUGCCACCAGCAGUUUGACCUGUAGUCACACAGGAUUUUAUGAUAAUAACAGAGAUGAAAAUGGACUUUUAAUUUUCUCUCUGUUUGGUGCUCUAAGUGGGUUUGUAGCCACUUUUCUGUUACUUUAAGAUUCUCAUUUCAACAGGAAUGGCCAGUAAAAGUUGUUUUAUUUUUCCUGUUAAGGUUUAUAACCUUUUUACAUUUUUGACCUGUAUUAGAUUAGAAUUUCAUUAUGCAUUCCUUUUAGUUGAGGCGCUUCAUAGUUUUCUGGAAAUAGUCAAUUUUUAGUUUUUUAUUAUACAUUUGAAUGGCCGUUUUCCUGCUUUGUCUGCCUGCAUAUUGUAUAUUUGUUUAAAAAUAUUCUCUGCUUUUAGUCCAUGUAAGUUUCAUUUAGAAAGACAUACAUUUAUAUUUGGUUUCUGUAAUAUUCUACUGUAGGUGAAAUCUUUUCAAAAAUCAAGAGACUGGGUAGAUAAGAAUAUAUGAAUGACUAAUAUUCAAAAGAUUUAAACCAUUGUGAUAGCAUGUAUUCCAAAUGGUAAUAUCUUGCAGUGGCACACAGAUUUAAUGGAUAAAGGUAUACCUCAGACUUCACUGUGCUCACCAAUCUUUGAGGAGGCUGGGUUUGGUCAGCUGUUGGGCUUGAUUUGGUUACUGCUGCCUUUGGUUUUCUUCAGGAAUGAAGUAUUCAGCACAGUGACUCAGUAUUUUUAGUUAUUUUGCAUGGGCUGGUAGUACCUCUGUUAUGCUCUCAGUUACAAUCAGCUUAAAACUAUGUGUAACAGUUUUGGUACCUAACACUAGCUAUGCAUAAUCCUGUGGCACAGUACACUCCCGAGCCACCAAUGCAGUUAAUAUGCUCUCAUAGUGGUUUUCUAUGCUAUAUGAAAAUAGUCUUCAAGCCUUGGUUCUCUAAUGCAGCUACCAUAAAGAGGUUGAUAUUUUUAUAGUGGUGUGUAAUCUCCUUUUCAAGAGGCUUUUUAUGGAAGGUAGAAUUUGUAAAAGUUAGUAUGCUUUGCCUCUACUGCAUUAACAUGCCAUAGGCUCAGACUGUUUUUGUGUAAAGGAUGUCAAAGAACGGCACUUUUUCUAAAGAGAAGUUUGAUAUUUUGUAUGCUUGUUAAGAAAGUACAGUAUUGGAAAUUAAAGGUGGACAACUGAUAAUUGAGGAGUAUGUCAAUUAAUUUUUUAUGUAUAUUACCUGUUUACUUGUACAACUUUAUUGUACAAAUUACAUGCAGCUUCAUUUUCAAAUGAGUCCUUAAAAUAAGGAAAUCUUUUUAGGAAAACAUUUAAUUUUUGUAUUUUUGAUUUUAAAGGCAUGAGUUAUGUCAGUUUUCAGUGUAUUAAUGAAGAUUUUAACUUUUCAUCAGGUUGAGUGUUUUCUUACUAUAUUAUCUGUUGUGUAUGUAGUUAGCAUAUUGUGUCACUGAACUGUUUAAAAAAUUAGCAUGUAGAGCAAGCCUGUUUUGUGGAAAAUCCUUAUUCAUUAAAAAAGUAAUCAUGGCAGAUUUUCUGCAAAAAAAAAAAAAGCAUUUGCAAUUCAGAAUACUGAUUUUUUUUUUUUUUUUUAAUUUAAAGAAAGGUAUUUUGCUUGCAGGAAAAAAAUACUACAGAUUCAUUUUAAUGAGAAUCUUUGAAAUGUAUUUAUCUUUAGGGCAUCUGGGCAUCUUUAUGCUGUUUGUCUUCUGUCUUUCUUGAAAUAAAAUGUACAUAACAUUACCUUUACAUAUGCUCUUACUCAAAAUUGUGAACCUAGUUAUAUUUCGCCCUGCUCCCUUCCCUUUAAUGCUCAAAUAAGCAAACCCCAGAACCUAUACAAGAUCAGAACUUUCAGUGUGCAUUAUAACUGCUGAAAGUUUUUCUGAUUAAAUAAAUACAAUUCCAAAGGGCUUUCCAACAUUAAAAGGGAAGUAUAAACACCUAUACUAUUGUGCCUGUGAGCACUUUAAUAAUGAGCACCAACUUUUAAAUUAAUCCUCUUUUAUUAAUGGUAAAUCUGUUUUCAGUCCCAUGCUAGGAGAAUUAAAGGCAACUGACAAAUGAACCAGGCAUAACAAACUUCUGUAAAGAAACUGAGGGAAAUUUUUAUGGCCCAAGAACAUUUGACAACAAUUUAAUAUUUUCUUCGGGUCAUUUUAAAUUUGUUGUUAAUAUAAAACCUUAAAUAAUUUAAAGAGAGAUAAUUUAUCAACCUUCCUUCCUCCUAUUUAAUGUUUUAUUUUCCAGUACCCUUUUUCUUUAUUGGUACAUGUUAUCUUAAGCACUUCCACUUACUUAAAUGAAAGUGCAUAUUUAAUGAAUUGAGAUAUGCCUAGCCCUUCACCUCACACAGGAAACAUGAACUCUUAAAGACCGACUGUAGUAAAUGCAGGAGAGAUGGAUGAUACCCGAUGAGACACAGCAGAAGUUGACCUAUGUACACAUUACAGCUCUGAAGUACCUAUUAACAUGUGAUACUUCCAAUGAUAAAUGUCUGGCUUUUAAGGCAUUCUUUUAACUAUUUGUAUCAUUGUUAGGAUGUUUUAAUCAGUUGUGUUUUUUAAUUCUAUGUAAUAUAUAUGUAGCCCUAAUCAGAUUUAUAUCACAAUAUUUCUCCUUGGGUCUUAAAAGAGAGUUGAUGACAAUUCGUUACCAUAAAUUGUUUUAUAUUAGUUAGUAUAUGUAUAUUUAUUUACCUGAUGGCUUUAUCUGUUUCCCAAAAUUUGUUUGGGAUUGUUGAAAGCAUUGUAACUUCUAUAAAUGGCUAUUUUCUUG